AUGAAGACGCAUCGAAAGACCUCCAUCAUCCACUCCGAAGUCUGCUUGCCAUAUCUUGUGCCCAAAAAUACACAGCUUCGACAUGACCUCAACGGCAAACCAGCACCCGAAUUUGUCGAAGCAAUGGGCGAAUUCUGCGCUGCAGCUGCGAAGAACAAUCUCCCAGUCUUUGGAGGUGCUUUGUCGCUUGAUCAGGUUCCUAUGCUGAUUCAAACUGGUGCUCGGAAUAUUUUUGUGCAGUUUGAUAUUUGGGUGUUUAGUAGGAUGAUGGAGGAGUCGUUGAAUCAGGCGGUGUAUAGGAAGCAGUUUGAGGGUAGCCCGAGUGCUGGAUUGUCGAAUGGGCAAGGGAAGGCGGAGUAG
Messenger RNA from Parastagonospora nodorum SN15, 360 nucleotides. RefSeq lists its product as hypothetical. The record is from RefSeq and is a predicted model, not a curated record. Bases 1 to 360 code for a protein of 119 amino acids. The transcript is spliced from 2 exons. Gene Ontology annotation, molecular function: catalytic activity. Lineage: Eukaryota; Fungi; Ascomycota; Dothideomycetes; Pleosporales; Phaeosphaeriaceae.